This is a messenger RNA of Microtus oregoni (creeping vole), 5796 nucleotides long. RefSeq names its product protein prune homolog 2-like. Gene Ontology annotation, biological process: apoptotic process. NCBI's taxonomy places the organism in Eukaryota, Metazoa, Chordata, Mammalia, Rodentia, Cricetidae. The coding region runs from base 111 to 2429 and encodes 772 amino acids. Gene Ontology annotation, cellular component: cytoplasm. The transcript has 12 exons. The record is from RefSeq and is a predicted model, not a curated record.
CUGACAUCUUGCUAGCCUCAGACACCUGCCUGGAUGUAGGCGAAGCUGCCUUUGAGCACGGUUUCAGUGAAGCCUCAGGCCUCAACACUUCCACAGGCACUAUAGACGAUAUGAGUAAGUUAACACUAUCAGAAGGCCAUCCUGAAACACCAGUUGAUGGGGAUGCGGGGAAGCAAGAUAUCUGCUCAUCUGAAGCUUCCUGGGGUGAUUUCGAAUAUGAUGUCAUGGGCCAGAAUAUCGAUGAAGAUCUGAUGAAAGAGCCUGAACAUUUCCGCUAUGGGGGUGAUCUUCCAUUGGAAGACGGAACGCUGAAGCAAUCGCUGGCACCAUACACACCCCCCUUUGAUCUGUCCUACCUUACAGAACCUACUGGUGAUACUCAAACAGCCCAGGAAGCUGGGUCUCCAGAUGAUGCAUCUCUGGGGAGUGAUGCAGCAGAGCUGUUACUUUCUGCUCUUCCUGAUCAAAGGGAGGAAAACCACACUGAGACCAACAGCAGGCAGCCUAGACACCCGAUGACUGUGUUGCAUAUUCAUGAAGACCCUGAGGCUCUUUCUUCACCUGUAGGAGGACCGGGUUCCAACAUAGAGUCAUCGCCAUCAAAUAUUGACUGGGAAAUAGAAACAGAUUGUUCAGAUUCACCAGCAGGUGGCGCCAUGAGACCACCAAACGGUGUCAUCAAGGAUAUAGUCGAGUUAGAAGAGAGCGCAAUUCCCACAAAAGGGCCCGAGCAGACAAAAUUAGAGUCCAGUGAAGAUAAAUGGGCCGAGAAAAUCGAAGACCCCCAUGCACUAGCUGUGGGUUACAUACUCGUAAGCCAUGAAAAGGAUUCUCCAUUGAAACCGGAGGCCUGGGAAGCAAGAGAAAACUUACCCGAAUCAGAAAAAUUAUCCAUAGGUUCUGCAGAAACAGAGCUACCAGAAACUCAGUUAGCAGAGGCCCCAGACACAUGCCAGCCCGAGUCUCUAAAUGAAGUCAAAGUUGGUUCUGCAGAGAGAAUGUCUUCCGACCACAAGAAGAGGGCAUCUCCUGAAAGCCCUGCACAAGAGCAGAACUGGAUGGUCUUGGGCCACAGUGAGGUUGCUGAUCUAUCCCCAGAAACAAGGGACCCCGGGUCUGGGUCUCCUGGUAAAACUAUGGAGCAGUUCUUGAGUCUCAGUUUGGACAAGGGCCCCCAGUGCCAGGAUCUGGGAGGAAAUAGGGCUCUAGACACUUUAGCACUGGAGGAAGUCACUGCUUUGAGCAGCCAAUCAAGGAAGAGCAAGAGCCGAGGUCAAGCUGGUCUAGAUGCGGUUCCAGCACAGGCUGCCACCCAGGACAAUGAAUGGGAAAUGCUUUCUCCACGGCUCUCCCAGAAAAAGAAGAUCCCUCCACAGGAAAUGGAGGAGGAGACAGAGUUCCUUGAGCCUAGACUCCGAAAGCCAAGACCAAAUGGAUCCCCGUCGGAGGAUGUGGGAAUGGAUGUCCCCUUCGAGGAGGAAGUGCUGAGUCCCAGUGCUGCAGACAUGAGGCCCGAACCUCCAAAUUCCCUGGAUCUCAAUGGCAGUCACUCUCGGAGAAUCAAGCUCACAGCCCCAAAUAUCAACCUUUCUCUGGACCAAAGUGAAGGAUCGAUUCUCUCUGAUGAUAACCUGGACAGUCCAGAUGAGAUUGACAUCAAUGUGGAUGACCUCGAUACCCCCGAUGAAGCAGAUUCUUUUGAGUACACUGGCCAUGAAGACGCCACAGCCCACAAAAGCUCUGGUCAGGAGUCGGAGUCUAUUCCAGAGUACACAGCCGAAGAGGAGCGAGAAGACAACCGGCUGUGGAGAACGGUGGUGAUUGGAGAGCAGGAGCAGCGGAUUGACAUGAAGGUCAUCGAACCCUACAGGAGAGUCAUUUCUCAUGGAGGAUACUAUGGGGACGGCCUGAAUGCCAUCAUUGUGUUUGCUGCCUGUUUUCUGCCAGACAGCAGCCGGGCGGAUUACCACUAUGUCAUGGAAAACCUUUUCCUAUAUGUAAUAAGUACCUUAGAGCUGAUGGUGGCUGAAGACUACAUGAUUGUGUACUUGAAUGGUGCGACUCCCAGGCGGAAGAUGCCAGGGCUAGGCUGGAUGAAGAAAUGUUACCAGAUGAUUGACAGACGGUUGCGCAAGAAUCUGAAGUCAUUCAUCAUUGUCCACCCGUCUUGGUUCAUCAGAACGAUCCUUGCGGUGACGCGACCUUUCAUAAGCUCAAAAUUCAGCAGUAAAAUUAAAUACGUUAGUAGUUUAUCUGAGCUCAGUGGGCUGAUCCCCAUGGACUGCAUCCAUAUCCCAGAGAGCAUCAUCAAACUGGAUGAAGAAUUGAGGGAAGCAUCAGAAGCAGCUAAAACUAGCUGCCUUUACAAUGACCCGGAAAUGGCUUCGACGGACAAGGAUAUUGACCUGAAGCUGAAAGAGAAGCCAUAGCUGGCGGGCCUGCAGAAGAGGGAUCACUUCCUGCUUCGUGGUCUGCUGGAACAUGCCUACGUGGAAGAGACAGGGCUGGUAUCACCUUUCUCCUCCUUGCACUGCGCGGUGCCAUUGGAAAUGUCCACAGGGCAAAAAAUAGGAAGAGAGUUUGUUCACUGUUAAAAUAUUUUAUGAAAUGUUGUGUAUUUUCCUAUUUUGCCAAUUAUGUGCCUCGACGAUUUGAGUUGAACCUUAGCAAGAAACUAGAACCUUCCAUUUUAAUAUCCUGCUAACCCUCGGUGCAAUGGGACUUGGUUCCUUAGACUGGUUUUUAGCGAAAGCAUAGCCUAACUCCGCUGUUAGACAGAUGGGGAUGCAUGUCUGUAGUUUGGCUGAAUUUCCCUGUACAGCUUGUUCUGGAUUUAAGAUGCCCAGGGCUUGCUUUGUCCCUGGAAUGCGACUCUCUAGAGCUCUAUCUAUGAAAUGUUGAGUCUGAUUGGGACAGACAGUCAGACAGACAUAUGACAUCCUCAUCAGCUAAGGCAUCUGCUCCCUUCCUGUCCACUCGAGUCUUCGUUUAAUUUUUCCGAGGGAGCCUAGGCCUUCUAACACGUGUAAGCUUUACUUUACAUAGCUGUAUGUAAUGGCUCUUUUUCCCUAAUGAUCUUUGGAGACCUUCAUAUCAUGAAAGUUAAGAUGAACAUCGAAUUUUCAGUAGCUAACUAUGCUUCAUGCCACAAAGCCGGUUCAAGCCUUUAAACUUCAACUGCCAACUCCAAGGUGGCCCACUCAAACCUUAUUUGGUAAGGGUAAAUCAUCCAAAAUUAACACGCAAAUGCAUUACAAAGGCAACCUGCUUUAAGAGGUUUACAAUUAAGCGCAAGUAUAUACUAGCCUUCACGAAAUAGUUCCUUUCUAGUUUUCAUAUGCCCUUUUUAUCUGUGGGUCUCUAGAAGAGACUGGCAAGCUAUCCCGAGGGUAGGCCUCCGCUACAAGUGAAGGUGGCUUCCUUCCAUUAGCCAUAUUUAAUCAUACUAGGGUGUUUUACCGAUUUUAGUAACCUAAAAUAAAAUGCUACUGGCACACAGAGGCACGUAUUUGUUUUCAUACUGUCUGAAGCUCCUUUCAAGCCUUCCUCUCCAGAAUGGAGUAGUGACAACAGACAGUUCUCCACAAAAACAAAACACCAUCUUUAGAGGAGUGAAACAAGAAAGAAGAAAGCGUGCUGAUCGCUUUGCUACCAAAUAGACCCAUCCCCCCUUGGCCUCUACACUUUUUGUAUCUAUUUAAACACUUUCUCCAGCUGAGUGGGCAGAAGUGGAUAUAAACUCACUUGUUUUUGUCAAAAAUAUUUUUUCUUUCAAGACACGCUCUCACUGUGUAUCCUAAUUGUCCUAGAACUCACUAUGUAGAUCAAGCCAGACUCAAAGUUGUGGUGAUCCUCCUGCCUCAGCCUCCCAAGUGCUGGCAUUAUAGGGUUGUGCUGUAAAUGUCUGGCCUUGUAGAGAAAAUUUCAGCAUUUAGAGACAGGUAAAUAUCACCUGUGGCUUACUGAGAAAAGCGAGGGGUCCUCGCACAAAAGCAUGCAAGGACCAGACUCAGACUGAAGCCGUCCAGCAAGCUCCUCUUGAGACUCAUUUUCCAAAGUCCCCUGUUACCAAGUAGUGGGCAGACAUCAAGACGAGUGAAGACAGGCCCUGCCUGGUGGCUUUGUUGAGGAGAGUUGUCUACACUCUGUGCCCUGGAGCAGUCCCCUCAGCAGGGAGACUUUGUUGCCCAGGUAACAGGGCUUCUCUGGCUCCAUUUGAUUCCUGUCUGUUUCCAAUCUGGUCUUCCAUCCAAGCUCACACACUAUCCAUGGGCCAUUUCCCUUCUUUUCAUAAGCCUCCACAUGGCCAUUUAGUUUUACCUAUCGAUCCCUUUCAGCUUGGUACCUUUUAGACUUUUGUCUUUUCUUUUUUUUAAAUCUCCUUCCUCAUUACAUUUGGCUAAUUUGAUAGAAAAAAACCAAAUUGAGCUUUCAUAGCAUGCCGUGACCUUUGUAAGCCCAACUCCGAGCAUCACGGUGGCUUGAGGAUCGCUACCCAAUAUUCUGAUCUCCUCACCUGUCUGAUCCAUUCACUCCAUCCUAUCCCAUUAGGAAUUACAGGACCUCAAUGUUCAACUAAGGAAACCUGUAGAGAGUGGACCAUUGAGAAACCAAGCUUUUCACCGCCAAUCAGAUAUGGUAACAGUCCCACCACUUACAUUUUCUCUGAGCUUGUCCAGCCUUUGUAUGGACACUCAGUCAGGUGACAUGACAAGUAAAUUUAGCAUCUUUCACAUAAAUGAUGUUUGGAAUAUCCUGGGCUGUGAUACCAUUCCAGUAUUUAGGCUUGUGCUAUCUUAUCAUCAUCAGAAAAACAGGCUACUUUAAUUGCACGUGCUAGAGAAAAGCUACCACGUUCACCCAAUGAAUAGACUACUGGCAAAUCCCCAAACUAGCCUGUAAACAGGUAGAUAUAACUCUUCCAUUGCUCGGCUCCAGUGCCUGCACCCUCAGCAUUCUUGCUUUGGUUUGGACUGCUGGGAACUCUUUGCACUUUUUCCUGUAGAUCUGUAGGUAAGGGAACACCGAGGGGUCAUCAGGGCCAGGGUGGUGUUUUCACUCUAAGUAGUAGUGACUGUUUAGCUGGCUUUUGACUAAGGGAUGGACCAAAAAUCUGCACAGAAGAUAGGUAAUGAAGAAUGAGCUGUUGAGGGCAACAACUAGGGAUGGAGGAAAGCCCGAAGUUCCUGUUGAAGCCAUACAGUGUUGUAUACAGUUCCUCCCUAGGGCAUCCUGAUGAGCAAGGAAGUCACUUCCCCUUAGCCUCCAUUCUUAGGAUGUAAUCGUGAGGAUUCCUUUAUGGUUCUGCACAACCCUGUCUUAUCACAUGCCCCUGUGGUCUGCUACUUUAGAACUAUCUAGGUGUGCACAAAUUAACAUUUUAUAUAUUGAAAGAGUUUUCUACAUGUAUUGGAUUGCUGAGAGUAAAGUAUAUAUUAGACUUGUUUUGGUAAACAAAUAAAUUCUACCUAAACAGUAUGGAUUAAAAAUAUGAAAAUAUGUAAGAAUAUAUCUAUAUACCCUCGCUGUGUAACUCUGAAAUAAAAUUAGAUUCCACAUUUUGCGGUUUCCUUUUUCAACUUAGUGAAACUCUGUGGUCUCCCUUUGCAGGAGCGUGAUAUCCUUGGCACUUGCCACAGGCAAACUGUCUAUAUUUUGGUUUUCCUGGAAGUCUAAACUAUAUUAUCCUCUUUCUAGCAUCACCUUUCAUGUCUUGGAGUUCUUUGCUCUGUACUUUCAAAAUGUAUCAUUUACUCCUCGGGUAAAGAGCUUCUCGUUUUGGAAGUAUCCUCUUAU